AUGGAUCCUUCAUCAAUCGCAAGCAGCUCGGCUGCUCUGAAAGGGUCAUGCUACGAGCUUGUUGGCUUCACAAACAGUCUCAUUCAAGACAAGGUCCCAGAUGAGGACUCAACCUUAGCAGGCCUAGGAUGGGACCUUCACUAUUCUUCUCAGGUUCUGGACGAGAUCAACCUCAAUUGGAGAUCCCACUCGUCCAUGCUCAUGGUGCAUCCAUCAGCCAGCCUGGGCAUGUGGCCCAAUCUUCAGAACAACCUCAAUCACGCAGGUAUCACUCUUCAGGGUCUCAAGAGAGAUUUAGUUCCCAUUAUUGAGAGCGGUCGCAAAAAUAGUUUCCUCAAGGCCGGCGCGCAGGCGUGGACUAUGGGCCGACGGAUCAGGGCUAUCACGAACAAUCGGAAACGUCUCCAGGGUCAUCACAUGGCUUUCAAACUCGAGACUGCUAUUCAGACCACCAAGCAGCUCUCAUUCGUAGGGAGCGAAGAAGAAGCCGAGCGUCAAGGUAUGGCCCUGGCUAUGGAGCGCAUGGUCGAAGCCGCCAAGUCUUUUCACAGAUUUGCCGCGACUCCUCCCCCUCCUCAGCCAUCUUGGAACCAGAUAGAGGAUGCCCAUGCCUCUAUUCCUCCCCCUUCAUACGUUCAGGCGGUCAAUGCGCCACCAAACGCCGACUCUGACGAUGAAUUCGAUGACGGACCUCAACCGUCUCCUUUCAAUGUGGCGGCUCGAGAAGGCGAUCUUGCUGAACUGCAGAGACUUGUUGCGAUGGGGGCGGAUAUCUUAGCCACCGGCGAACAUGGCCAGUCACCUGCAUUCUCGGCUGCUGUUACUGGACAACUGCAUACUUUGGAAUACCUCAUCAAUCACGGAGGAGACUAUCAGUCAGGCAACGAACACGGCUUUACUCCCUUGAAUGCCGCAGCCAACCACGGCCAACCGGAUGCCCUCCUCAUGUUGUUACGAUACGGGGCAGACAUGCACGCAGCUUCGACCGACGGCCAAUCACCUAUUUACUGUGCAGCCAAGUUUGGCCAUCUCCGCUCUGUCAGAAUUCUCGUUGAACAUGGCGUUGACAAGAACUUGAUUCACAAGGACCACGAGAUCAAGAUGACUCCACUCAAUGCAGCGGCUGGCAAUGGUCAUCUUGACGUCGUGAGGUACUUGCUAGAGCAAGGUGCCGACAUGAACAUUCCCAACUCUGCCGGAUGGAUUCCAGUUGGAACAGCGGCUGACGAUGGUCACGUUGAGGUAGUACGGCUUCUUCUUCAAUAUGGGGCAAACAUUCACCAUGUCUCGCAUAAAGGCCAUACAGCCCUGCACAAUGCAUGCACCAACGGCCAUCUUGAAGUGGUCAAGCUACUUCUGAGCUAUGGAGCAAGUGUUCAUGCUCUCACGCCGAUUGGAUGCACUCCGCUGUAUCUGGCCGCUGACGCUGGCCAUGCCGAUAUCGUCCGUGUUCUCCUCGACUACGGAGCAGAUAUCUCUAGAGCUGCAGGGGAAAAUUACUGGACUCCUAUCAAUGCAGCGGCCAAUGAGAAUCAUACCGAAGUUGUCAAGCUGCUUCUUCAAAGAGGCGCAGACCCCAGAACUCCCAACAAGAAUAACUGGACGCCUCUGAACUCAGCUGCGAGCGAGGGCAACGUCGAGAUUGUCAAGGCGCUUCUUCACGCUGGAGCAGACAAGAAUCUAGCUGACAAUCGCGGUCAUUCUCCGCUCUACACGGCAGUACUCUGUGGCUUCAAAGAAACAGUCGUCUUGCUUCUAGAGUUUGGUGCGGAUCCGAAUAAGGCAAACAAGGACGGAUGGACUCCGAUACACGCUGCUGCGAAUCGCGGCUAUUCUGAGAUUGCUCGGAGUUUACUUGGAUUCGGAGCAGUCGUUGCCACCCAGAACAAGGAAAACAUGACACCUUUGCAUUCAGCCUCAUGCAACGGUCACCUGGAGAUUGUGAGGAUGCUGCUGAGGAAGGGCGCUCCCCUUGACACUCGCAGCAACGAUGGUUGGGCCGCUAUCACAUCGGCCGCCGGAAAUGGGCACACGGAAAUUGUGGAGGCCCUUCUUGACCGAAAGACGGAUAUUGAAACUCGCAAUGAUAGUGGGUGGACGCCGUUGGGUGUUGCAGCAGGUGAGGGUUAUCCUGAGACCGUCAAGAUGCUCAUCAAGCGCGGCGCCAAUAUGAGGGCCCCGAAUAGCAGCAGCUGGACGCCUCUGCAUGUGGCGGCCAAGAAGAACCGUGUAGAUGUCGUGCAGGUUCUACUCGCGCAUGGAUGCGACACAUCUGUUCAAACCAACGUUGGGUGGACUCCCUUGAGUCUUGCUGCAAACCACGGAAGCACCAAUGCCGUUCAAUAUCUACUCUCAUCUGGAGCGAACCCGAAUAUCGCGCAAGAAGAGGGGUGGACUCCCUUGCACAUGGCAGCCUACGAGAAUCACAUUGAGGCUGCGCGAGCGUUAUUGAGAGCGGGAGCAAACCAGAACCUCAAGAAUAAUAACGGAAGGACGCCGCUUGACUUGGCCAUCUCCAAGGGACAUAGAGAGAUGGAGCAGGUCUUGUUGGAGAAGGGGUUUCAGCAGAUGCGCUUCUGA
This is a messenger RNA of Fusarium falciforme, 2580 nucleotides long. RefSeq lists its product as hypothetical. NCBI's taxonomy places the organism in Eukaryota, Fungi, Ascomycota, Sordariomycetes, Hypocreales, Nectriaceae. Bases 1 to 2580 code for a protein of 859 amino acids. Gene Ontology annotation, molecular function: protein binding. The transcript has 3 exons. The record is from RefSeq and is a predicted model, not a curated record.